Bufo bufo (common toad) is the source of this 6649-nucleotide messenger RNA. RefSeq names its product centrosome and spindle pole associated protein 1 (gene CSPP1). NCBI's taxonomy places the organism in Eukaryota, Metazoa, Chordata, Amphibia, Anura, Bufonidae. The record is from RefSeq and is a predicted model, not a curated record. Gene Ontology annotation, cellular component: spindle pole; centrosome; microtubule. Bases 88 to 3957 code for a protein of 1289 amino acids. Gene Ontology annotation, biological process: positive regulation of cytokinesis. The transcript is spliced from 32 exons.
CCUGUCUCCACAGAGACGGACAGCUAACGGCAGAGCAUACACAGGCGGCGGAGAGGAGCGGCCGGAGCGCUCGGAAUCCUAUUUAAAAUGGGGGAAGAACUAGAUCAUUUUCUUGAAGAGCAAAGGGCCAAACUAGCACGGGACAAGGCUGAACUGGAAAAGGAUCCUCCGUACAUGGAAAUAAGGAGCAAACGGUUUGAGAAUACCCAUGUAGCUGAACAACCAAGGACAUAUGCCAAGGAAAAUAUCCCACCUAACAGGCAAUCUCAAAAAGAAGCCGUACAGAAGCAAGUAGGAGAUACUAGCUAUGGGUUGAGUUUACCUCUUGGAGAAGAUUAUGAAAGAAAAAAGCACAAACUAAAGGAAGAAUUACGUCAAGAUUAUCGAAAAUACCUCCAUCAGGGAAAUGCUGAGGCCAAACGAAAGAAACACCUGAGAAGUACCGGUGAAGUAAACCCAAUCACUUUUGGAUUGUCUCUCCCCAUUGGUGAGCGUCUGUCAGCCAAGGGAAGACUACGCCUUGAGAGGAACCAAGAGUACAAUCAGUUCCUCAGGAUGAAGGAAGAGGAGCAUGAUGAGAGGCUGCAGAAAGCAGCUCUAGAGGAAGAAGAAUAUGAAGAAUAUGCUAAGAGUAAUAAAACUCAGAACAGAAUAAAACCGCAACAGUACCCAUCGGUGCCAAUAUACAGUCGAGACCAAGCCCUUCCCAAGAAGGAUGCUUACAGUUCUAUGGAAGUUUAUGAGCGGCUCCUCAAAGACCGACGGUCUGAAGCUGAGAGGACUGGGAGAAGAGACAAUCAAACUGAAACUGAGGAUCCUUUUAUCAGAAGGCCAAAUGUUGGUGACGACAUGAUGGAUCAUCCCCGAUACAUUUCAAGAGAUCGGGACGCAGAAAGAAGACCCCUCAGACUUAAUUUAAAUGGCGAGGUUGAUGACAAUUAUUCCAGUAGAUUAAAAUAUGACAGAGAAGUACAAGACAGAAGACCCAUAAGAAAUAACCCACGUCCUGAAAGGGUAUUACAUCAGCAUGGUGACGUUCAGGAGAGCGAUGAAUACCGACCAGAUCGAGCCUCCUAUUUUCAGAUGGAAAGGAGUGAUCACAGGCCUUAUAAAGAUAGGAAAGAUCAAGAAUAUCCUGUGAAUUAUGAAGAUGAUUUCCAAGAGCAACCAAAUCGAAGGCCUGUUACUUCAGUUAUGAGGAACAGGACAAAAACUGAAAACCCAGUUCAGCAGAAUGAACGCUCAAAGUCUGCCAACAUUAAAGACGAAAACUUCUCAAUGGGCCUUCUACUUGGUGGAUCAGAUAAAGAUGAGGCUCAGAAGAGAAGGAAAGAGCAUUACAGGCAAGAACUAAUGGAACAGAUGGCUGAGCAGCAGAGAAACAAAAGACGAGAGAAAGAACUGGAACUAAAAGUUGCUGCUACUGGAGCCAUAGAUCCAGAGAAACAGCCUGACCGGUUACGACAAUUUGGGGCAAUAUAUCGCCAGCAGGAAAUGUCAGAUCGAAAUGUCCCCUAUCGUCCUGGAAUACUGGUUGACCCACAGAAGACAAGCAGAACAGUGAUUGAAAAUAAACCACUUAUUGAUGAAAGGUCUCCACCAGAAAGACCUAGAGUAGCCUUUCAGACUCCUGUACCUGAGCCUGCUGUCACUGGUAAUGGCUUUCCUAUAGCUUAUCAUCCAGCCAACGAGGAAUAUCACCGAGGAAUAUCCAACACUCUUGGAGAAAUAGUCGCUCCCAGGAUUGCAGCGGUACCUCCUCCUCAGCCCCCGAUUCUAGUAGAUAACUACCGGACACCUUAUGAUGAUGCUUAUUACUACUAUGGCGCUCGGAACCCGCUGGACCCAAACCUUGCUUAUUAUCCCCCAGGUGUGAUGGCUAUGCAGGCCGCCCCAGGAAUUGGCAUCCCUGCGACAAAUGUCAUGCAGACUUAUCCAGAGGGUCACACCGUUGACAAUAAACAGAGAUCAGGUGCUGGAAGGGGGGCCAGUUUAGGAACAUUUCCAGAAGAAAGGCCACGACAGACCCGAGAAGCUGUUCUUUCAUAUCAGGAGGAGCUGGAGCAUCAGAUAAGGGAGAAAAAUGAAAGACGCAGAAAAGAGAAAGACGAGACAGAACGUUAUGAAGCUAAACUGGAAGCAGAUAUAAAAAACUACAACCCAUGGGGUAAAGGCGGUGGAGGAGCUCCACUGAAGGAUCAAAAGGGAAAUCUAAUUACGGACCUUAAGCAAAUGCAUAAGCACAAUGAAGAUGCUUACCAAAAUCCUGAAGUUAAUGCCUAUCAAGAUAAACGGGCAGUUGUUGCAAUGGACACCAGUCUGGCUGAUAAUACAUCAUCUACUGGCAAGAUACCAGGAUUCUCAUUUGCAAAUAAUUCCCAAUUUGCAAGAGGAAAUGUAUUUUCGGAGCCACCAACUGAUCAGCAGGUGCAGCAACAAGAAUCUUACAAGAACUUCUUACGCCAACAGAUUGAAGAGAAGAGACGAAAAGAAGAGGAGGAACGCGAACAUAUUCGUCUUGAAGAAGAAAGAGAAGAAAAACGCCUAGCUGAACAGAGGGCCAAGAUUCAACGAGAAUUUGAAGAAGAACAAAAUAGAAAGAAAAUGAAGGAGGAAGAGCAACGGCAAAAAAAUGAAGAACUGGUUCGUCUGGCUGAUGAAAGGCGGAAAGAAGCUGAAAGAAAAAGGAAAGAAGAGGAAGCAAAACAUGAAGAAGGACUGAAACGAUUAUAUGAGCAGGAGAGAGCAGCUAAUGUAGCUGAAGAGCAAGAGAGGCCUCCAAGGCAGCCUUCACCAGUGAUCCCAACUUUACAGCACAAGCUCUCGUCUCGUACACAGCGGCCACCAACUGCAGAGAGUGAAGUGUCUAUCCAGUCACGUGGUGAGCCACAGUCCAGGGCAGUUUCUCCACCGGUCCCAGCUAGAAGAAAUCAGCUGAGAGCUUAUGAUGAGAAGAAGAGCGUGAUCAGUGAGCUGACUGAAUUGAGGAAGCAGCUGAGAAGUGAGCAGAGACGUCUAGAGGGCCGACUACAAGAUACAGAGCGAGAUAAUGAUUCAUUACCUCCCAUGAGCGGAAGAAGAAGGGAGAAGAGUUCAGCGGAUGUCUUUGACCUGGCCAGACAGAAGCUUCAAGCAACUGUAAGGAGGCCAUCUUUAAAGGGCCUGGAUAGUGUGAACAUUCAGAACAUCAGAGAGUUCAAUGACCUUAAGUACAGGGAUACUGACACUCGCGAAGGUGUUAGGAUCAUGUUUCCUGACCCUCCAAAGGAUGAUCAGACGCUAGAGAUCCAGCAACAGGCAUUGCUGAGGGAGCAGCAGAAAAACCUGAACAAGAUAAAGAGGAGAGCAGUGAUGCCAGAUGAGUUUGGACCAGUCCCUGCACGCAGCCUCCACCGCCCAGGAAUGCUCAGCAAUCUAUCAAAGGACCUACUGAAGACCUCACUGCUGGAAUCUGAGAGUGCCUUCAUAGGUGAAAAUGGAGAACCAUAUAACGCAUUCUUUGAUCGAUUCCCUGAUCCAGAAGAAUUACCUUCAGCCAGAGAGCGCAGGAGGCACAAGAAUAAGGUCUGGGACUAUGAUAAUGAUGUUCCUCCUGUGCCUCCUAUCCCCUUAAAUCAACCAGACCGUUACUCAUUGAACUCUGCUGCUAGCUUCAAUGUAGAUGAACUGCAGACCAGAAAUGAUGAGCGUCUCAGAAGAUUAAGUAACUUCCAGAGAAGCAUGGUCAGCAUAGAUAAUAAUCCAGAUGGUUUUGGAAAUGCAGAGGACCUUCUGAAACAGUUUCCUACCAAACCUGGUGACCGACCUCAGUCUGUGGACACAGUAGCAACAGAUCCAUGGAUGCGUCCAGGCACAUCGGAGACACUUAGGAGGUUCAUGGCUGGACAGAUGAGCCAUGAUACCAAUGAAAAUGCCUUAACCUUCAACUGGCAGGGCCUGUCCACUGCUCAUGGGUAAUGGUCAAUGGACAGAACCAUUAGUGAUUUGAAGAGCUUGUUUUUCAUUUUCAACAUUAUUUUUCACCCUUUAUUGUGGGUGGAUAAGAGAACAUUUUGGAAUUAGACUUUCCAGUUUCAGAUUUGACCUUUCAGCACAGCCCUUUAUGUGCCUUUCCAAUAGAUUGAAUGUUGAUCACUAUAGCACUUUUCACAUUUUGUGGCUGAUAAUAAAUGUUACCUACAGACACUUGAACUACGAUACUAGUCUGACAGAUAUUUCUAUGUUGCCAGUUUUAUAGGACAAACUGUAGAACAGAAAUAUUUUAAGUCCUUAGUUUCAUCUACGGCUGCUAUAUAGCAUAUAUAAUUUAGAGCAUGGCAUUUUUUAUUCUAGAUUUCUUUUUUUAUUGUUUGUUUAUUUUUUAAUGUUUCUAAUUCGUCCUUCAACCAGGCAGUGAUGUAGUGUAGAAGAGAAAACUGCAGCACGCAACCAUCUUAAGCAUUACAAUAAUAGUAUAUGUGCUCAACGCCAUAAGGCAUGGAUGUAUGUGCAACUCUCCAGCUGCUUCUAAUCUACAGCUUGAAGAAGACCUCUCCUGACAUGUUUUAUUAACUGCUUCCAUUCCCCAUGUAAUAACAAUUCUGAAGCAUCUGUUCUUGUAACUAUAUGUUGUGUUGUUUCUCUAUACCUAAAUACAGAUUGACCACUGGGUGUUACAAUUCCCAGUCUCAAAGGGUUGUGUCCCUGCACAGUGUGCCGCUGUCCGCAAUGAUUGAAUAGUGUCAAACUGUGCAGGAGCACACCCUCACUUGGUAACACUUAUUCAAAAACAUCUAGAAGGAAUAAUAGAGGAAUGGAACGACAUAGAGCUGUCACCUUCAACCUGCAGCUCUCCAAUUGUUCAAAACUAUAAUGCCCACCCAUGCCCUGAUCUUUGCAGGCUAUCAGGGCAUGAUGGAAAUUAUAGUGCACAGAUUGGAGAACAUUGACCUAAUCAUUAAAAAAGAUGUUCCAGAAAGUAAUUUAGUAAAUCCAAUUAUUUACCAAAACAGACACGUCAGGACUGGAGUGCCAACAGGUCCGCCAUAAAACAAGCCUAUAAGAAUCCCUUAAAAUGGGGGAGCAGAUAGCAACAAGAUUACUUCACAUAACUCCUCCAAAAUUAAGUUGUUCUUAUUGUAUUGACAUCUCUGGUAUAAAUGAUGCAGAACUAUUGCACCACUUUUGAUGUUUAGAAAGUUAUGUCAAUGGGAACCCUUCACGAUGAACAUUCAGCCCAGUCUGUAGGCAGCAUGUUAUAGAGCAGGAGGAGCUGAGCAGAUAUAGUUUUGAGUAACCUUGUAUUUUGAUUGAAAUAUCUGAUUAUUCUGGGCUUUAGGAGUCCAGUGGGCGGACUUAUCAGAGAUUGACAGCUAUCUCUGUAUACACACUGAAAUGUGGAAGGCUGUCAUAAACUGAUUAGAACCACCCACUGGAUAUCUAGACCCAGAAAGAGCAGAUUUACUGUAGAUCAGUAAGUUAUGUUACACUGAAUCUUUUCCCACAAAACUAUAUAUCAAUCUGCUCAGCUCCUCCUGCUCUAUAACAUGCUGCCUGCUGAUUGAAUAUCAUUUUCAUGGUGACAGGUUCCCUAACCUUCACAUAAGCUCCUGAAACUUAAAGGGAACCUGUCACCUGGAAAACACAUAUCACUGGCUUGCGUUCUAAUCACGCUCACGGUAAAGACGAGAAGUGAUGGCCGAGCGCGACGGAACUUAACGGCGCAUGCGCAGUCUGCAAAAUGAAGGCGGUGAGUGAGGGAGCCGGGAUCGCGCAGUAACAGGCAGCGCACGGCGCAUGCGCGAGAAGAGCACGGUAUCACAGCAAGAUGUCCAUCACACUGUAGAGAGGAGAGGUAAGGGGCAGGGUUAUCGUGCCUUGAAGCAAGGAGGCUGCUGCCCCCUUAACUUCAAGCCUGACUUGGAGAAAGAGCCAACAGACAUUAAAACUGCGAUUUUAACAAAUAUGAGGAAAGAAAAGCAUGAUUAGCAACACACUGGGGGAUACUUUAAGGUACUGUGGUUGGUUUAAUAUGUGUUUUCCAGGUGACAGGUUCCCUUUAAUAACGUGUGUUUUGUGUUGUUCCGUAUUGUGAAACUUUCAUUCACUUCCUCUAAAUAUAUUUAUUUAAUAAUCACAGGCUGUGCUAUUUUACUCCUAGUGGAUGCAUGGGCACUGCUUAAGGGUUAUAGCUUAACAAAACUUGAGGAACUCCCCAUAUGCGAGCAGUAUUGAGUUAUGCUCAUAAAUUCUGAUACUAGAUACUUGAAUCACAGUGAAAUAUACCUAUUUAAGAUGAAGACCUAAGUUUUAUGGAUAGCUGUAUAAGGCUGUGGUCACACAUUGGGUUUGGUGAGAUGCAACAAAGGAGGGCUUUAUAUCUUAUGGAUUUUAUUUGGGUAAAAUAAUGAAACAAAAGAAACGUGAGCGACAAAUACAACGCAAACACUAAUGUGUGCCUGUGGCCUAAGUCCAUCAGUUGUGUUCAGCUGAUAGUGUACGGGUUUCUAAUCCAAGAAACAACACCUUGUGACUCAUAAGCUGGCUUCUUGUAAAGUACUUUUUUCUGUUACAUACAUGUAGUUUGUUUGCACUGAAACUAUUUUAUUAUAAAUCUAAGAAUGUUCUAAGAGAGUAUGUUUUCUAACUUAAUAAAAUUAUAUUUUAUUAC